Molecule: messenger RNA, 606 nt
Organism: Cherax quadricarinatus
Lineage: Eukaryota; Metazoa; Arthropoda; Malacostraca; Decapoda; Parastacidae
Product: cuticle protein 7-like
Cellular component (GO): extracellular matrix
Source: RefSeq, a predicted model, not a curated record
AUUCUAAAAAAAAAUACUUCAUUCUAACAGGUUUCUUUCAUUGUGAGAAUGGUGGGCGUGGUUGUCGCGGUGGGUAUAAAUGUAGCGGUGAGCGUGACAGCCAACCAGCCUUCUCGGGCUCUGUAUCCCAGACACUCGUCUUCCUUGCCCCCUUCUGACAAACAGAGUGGAAGCUACAACUUCCAGUACGGUGUGAAGGAUGACCAAGGUGGUGCACACUUCGGUCAGGACGAGACUUACGACGGGCACCUCAUCAAGGGAUCCUACUACAUCGCUCUGCCCGAUGGCAGAAUGCAGACCGUGAAAUACCAGGCAGACCACGUCAUUGGUUAUGUUGCUGACGUAGAGUUUGACGGGGAGGCCGUGCACCCCAUCACCAGAGACGUAGACCCCAUCACCUUCAAGUCCAGCUUCUUCCUAUCCCCAACCACCGUACCGGUCGCAUAUUCAACUAUUCCACCACACCAAUCCUUCCCGUCACCUGCAGAUCAAAGUUCAGACCACCAUGACUCCACCUUCGGAGAGGACAUCGGACACCACCAUGACUCCACCUUCGGAGAGGACAUCGGACCUUCCGAUCCCCAUCAACCUCAAGACCGGAGCUAA